AUGUCUGUAACUAUGAUACAUGGUAGAAUAACAAUUUUAUUUCUUUAUGAUCCAUUUCAUAGAAGAAUAUUCGCAUUGAUUUGUUGUAACUUGCAUGAUACACAUUUCUAUGCUAUGUAUCUGUCAAAAGUGGAUUAUCAAGUCAGCAAUAAUUCAAUGACUCUUUUACAACAGUAUCGAAAACAAAAUAAGGUAACCAACUUAUCAAAGUUAGACACUGUAUCAAGUUUAUGA
Messenger RNA from Heterobilharzia americana, 234 nucleotides. The record is from the annotation of a GenBank genome assembly. NCBI's taxonomy places the organism in Eukaryota, Metazoa, Platyhelminthes, Trematoda, Strigeidida, Schistosomatidae.